Molecule: messenger RNA, 2781 nt
Organism: Hyla sarda
Lineage: Eukaryota; Metazoa; Chordata; Amphibia; Anura; Hylidae
Gene: GPAT2
Product: glycerol-3-phosphate acyltransferase 2, mitochondrial
Exons: 22
Coding region: 165-2525 (786 amino acids)
Cellular component (GO): mitochondrial membrane
Source: RefSeq, a predicted model, not a curated record
UAAAAGUCAAGUUACAAGGCGCAUUCUAUAUAAGUGCGGUGACGUCAUCAGGCUCCUCCUGGGAGAGGCCGGGUGCUCACUGCGCAUGCGUCCCUCUCACCUGCUCGCUGAAUGACGUCACGAGCUUCCGCUUCCCGUGUGAGCGAUAGAGUGAAGAUCUGAAGAUGACAUCUGAAGGAUUGACACAUCCUGCUAAUGGAAAUACCAUUAGUCGAAUUUGUCCCUUUGGAAUGGGACUGAAGCUAGAAAUGCUCCAACUUUUCCAAGGGCAAUAUCGACCAUUUACGGGGCAACCAUGUCAGUCCUGUAAUUCAAAGAGUAUGGAGGCUUUCUUCUAUAAGAGACACACAAAGAUGGGAUUUCGUAAUGCCAUCCACAUAACAGAGGAGGACAGCCGGUAUCGUGGCUGGUUAGUCAGACGAUUAUGCCAUGUUCUCUUUAUAUGGGAAAGGCCGGCAGAUCAAGACUUCUCUUUAGAAUGGUCUGAGAAGAUAUGUGAAUUUCCCAGAAUUAUAUCGGCUAUAGAGAAGGAUAAAGAAAAGAGUGAUAAACCUACUGUUUCUGCAAGUGCUUUAAGUAGUGACGGCCACAAGGAGGUGCUGAGGAUUUUGGGGAACAUUCACAAGUCUCUGUCUCCGAGUCUCAUAAGAAUAACACGCUGGAUACUCGUGAAGUUACUUAAUCGAUUGUACUUGAAUCUUCAGCUUCAUUGUGGACAGGUGGCCACGCUUAAAGAAGUUUCUACUGCGAGUCCAAAAACACCAGUUGUCUUUCUCGCCACUCAUCCAUCAUGGCUGGAUUUCUUUCUUGUACCUUUUAUCUUAUUCUCCCAAAAACUUAGAGUGCCCCGUGUUGCCUGGGACAGGACAGACUGUUCACCAUUGGUCAGGUGGUUCCUGCAGAAAUUGGGAGUUGUCUUUAUUCCACCAAAUGGAUCAUCCAAGCCAGUCGGUCAAGCUGUUCUUUCUGUGUUUAUUGAGAAAUUGCUCUCUGAAGGGCAACAUUUGCUGGUGUUUUUGGAGUUCACCUCUUCUGCAAGUUGUCGCAAAGUUUCUCCUGCUGCCCGUGAAUGGAUCCAGCAGAUGAUGUCAGCUGUGCAGUCUGGGGUGGUUACGGACAUCCUUAUUGCACCUGUGGGUAUAUCCUAUGACUCUUGUCCGGAAUCUGCCAGCAGUGGUAGAAAGCUGGCAUCUUUUCCGGGAUUGUGGCGAUUCCUCACGUCCGCCUUUUGUCCCUGGUCCAGCUCGCUAGGUUGUGCACGUGUGGAUUUUGCUCAGCCUUUUUCACUACAGGAGUACAUAAGCAACUAUACUUGGAAACAUUCAGCACCUGUCUCAAGCUUGCGGGAGACUCUUCUGCCUCGAAUUCUGGGCACAAGGUAUAGCAUGUUUGAUGAGACUGCACUGGAUAGAGAGCAGGAAACAGCACAAGAAUCAGAAAAAGCGUUAGUUGAUGGAUUCCUGCUGCAUUCAUUGAGAGCUGCCGUGACUUGUACAGCCGUCAUGCCUUCUCACAUUAUUUCAGCACUUAUUCUCCAUAAAUACAGAGUUGGUGUCUCGCUGUCAAGACUUCUUGCUGAACUCCCUAAGAUAACAGAAGAUAUUCUUCUUCAUGGGUUUGAUGUUGGAUUUUCCGGCCAGCGAUGGGAUGUUCUCCGUCACAGCCUAUACAUCCUCCGCCACUGCACUGUGCUGUAUUCUGCCCCUUCAAAUGAUAUAUAUGUGCUAUGCAGAGAAUCGCUAGAUGGUAUACAAGAACUUGCCCAAAAAAGCUCUUCUCUACUGCCUGUCUUCUUGUAUGAAUCUAUAGGAGCUUGUGCCAUUCACGCACUCCUGGCUCAGCUACCCAGUCUGUGUUUGGUGGAGAUUUUGUUUACCCAGGAUGAGAUCAUUGAAAUGAUCAUGUGUCUUUGCUCCUUGCUGCCCAAAAAUAUUUUGCUCAUGCCGCCAUGUCAGAAUACAUAUAUCGUGUGCCAGGAUAUCCUGGACAAGCUAGUUCAUUGUGGACUUCUCUCCAUGUAUGAGGAUCCGAGUGCACCUACAGCCUGUGACACAGGAAGACGGCGUUUCGUAGACAAACUAACAUGGAGAGACUUCAGUGACAUGUCAGAUAGUGACAGUGACUGCAUAGGAGAACACCUCAAACGUCACUAUAAGUUAGGUCGUUCCAGUCAUCACGCAGACUUCUUUGUUUUCCUUUGCCACCUCUUGAAUCCAGUGCUGAAGACAUAUGAGAGAGCAGCAUUAUUCCUUCAAGAACGAGGGAUGUCUAGACAUGAGCCUGAGACAGACUAUGUUACUAAGCUGCACCAGUACCUGCUGGAGAAAGCGGAUGAGGAUCGCUCCUAUGAGUGUGCAGAACGUUCCCUGGCUGCCUGUGUUGUUAGAACAUUCAUAGAUCUCGGAGUGUUUGAGUGUUCACCGAGCUGUCAUGGAUCAAUUCUCCAUCUCCAAGAGACAUUUCUUCUGGAGGAAAACUGCAAGAAACUGACAUCAUUCAUCCAGCAGUUUAUAUACAGGAGAUGAACAGGAGAGAAUUAUCCUACAGAACACAGUAUUAGAAAAAAAGGAAUAUUUUGGUAAAACAUGUUUAGCUGUUAAUAGGCACAUAGUAUUUAUAUUUAGGUUAUUAGGUUCCCUGAUCAGAUUUCGUUUAAUAAUGUAAGAACUAUUGAGUUAAAGUCAACUGGUGCCAGAAAGUUAAACAGAUUUGUAAAUGACUUCUAUUAAAAAAAUAAUCGUAAUCCUUCCAGUACUUAUUAGCUACUGAAUACUACAGAAG